Messenger RNA from Closterium sp. NIES-67, 1645 nucleotides. The record is from the annotation of a GenBank genome assembly. NCBI's taxonomy places the organism in Eukaryota, Viridiplantae, Streptophyta, Zygnematophyceae, Desmidiales, Closteriaceae.
AUCCCUCACCAGCCCCUCCACGGUCACACGCCUCCACCCAUCCCCAUUCCCCAGCAAUGGCGGCGCAACUUCCGUCGCGGCCCGUGCAGAUCGCGCUUUUAGGCGCGGGAAUAUUCGCGCGGGACGCGUAUCUCCCGAUACUGAAGGCCAGCGAGGCUGAGAUCGCGCUCCGAUUCGUCUGGAGCCGCUCCCAGGGCUCAGCGGAAGCGCUAGCAGCAGCGUGGGUGGCGGCGGGAGGCGCGGCGAGGGGUGCGGCGGUGGAGGCGGUGUGGGGAGAGGAGGGCUUGGCGCGCAUUGAGAGGAGCGAGGAGGUGGAGGCUUGUGUGCUGGUGCUGCCCGUGCAAGUCCAGCCAGCGUUAGUGCUGCGGUUGUUGAAAGCGGGAAAGCACGUCAUGCAAGAGAAGCCCAUAGCGGCAGACUACCCCCAGGCUCUCGCCUUACAUGCUGAGGCAUCGCUCCUCUCAGCCCCUCUCUCCGCUGCCUCCUCUGCACGCCCCUCUUCGCCCCAAGGCCCUCUCUGGGCUGUCGGGGAGAAUUUCCGCCUCGAGCCCGCUUUUGACCAGGCACGGGAGAUAAUCUCGCAUCUGGGUACCAUGCUGGCAGUGCAAGUGGUGGCAGAGACGUCUCUCACCCCCGCUAACAAGUACUUCCCCAGCCAGUGGCGCCGCGACCCCGACUUCACGGGCGCGUUCAUUACCGACUGUGGCGUGCACUACGUGGCAGCAAUGUGUCAUAUGACUGGUCGAAGGGUAUGGUCAGUGGCUGCAUUCGCCUCGCACCAGAUCGCAGAUGUGCCUCCCCCAGAUAACUUUGCUGCCACGCUCAAGUUCGAGGAUGGUUCCGUGGGCACUCUCUCCAUCUCCUUCUCCUACACUCCUCGCAACCACAUGGUGUGGCGUGUGGUGUGUGUGGGCGGCACAGUGGAAGUCAGACGAGGCCCUCACUCCAGUGGCGACGGCCGGUUCGGGUACACGGUGUCACUUGAUCUACCACCCGGCGCAUCACUCCCCCCAUCCUGCCCCUCACCCUCCUUCCACUCGCUCCUCGGCAUCCAGCAGGAGCUCUCUCUCUUUGCCGCCGCUGUGGCUGCCCGUAGAGACCAAGGAACGCACACCCAGGGUGAAGCAGGAAACCAGGAGGACCAUACAAGCCAAGGCAUCGCGAGUCCUCCGGUUUCUCUAGACCCCCGCUUGUCCCCCUUAGCAGCGCUGGGCGACCUCGCUAUAAUGCACGCUGCAGUGCAGUCAGCGAAUUCGCCCGUGGCCGCCGGUACCCCCCAGCCCGUCCCGGUUGUUCCUGUAUGACUUGUUUUGUACGCGCCUACACUCCCGUCCCUGUUGUCCCUCCUACCACAUAUGCUGGAACCAUAUUCUAGCCCCCUCCCAGUCACAGCUUGCACAUCUUGUUGCGGCUUAAACACAGUGGACGGCUAGUUUUGAAACCACAAUUGCCAAACGUGCUGCCUGACAGACUGAUAUUGUUGGAGUGAGGGGUUUCGGUCAGGUGUGUAAUGAAUCGAUUUUUGAGGUCUCAGAUAUCAGACGAAAUCCGUCUGAUGGUCUGAAAAUCAGACCUGUUUUUUUGCUUUCAUCUGAUUUUUUGACGGGGUGAAUUAUUUCAUCUGAUUGUCCAUCUCAGUCAUAAG